Messenger RNA from Geodia barretti, 253 nucleotides. The record is from the annotation of a GenBank genome assembly. Lineage: Eukaryota; Metazoa; Porifera; Demospongiae; Tetractinellida; Geodiidae.
GUGACUGUUGAUGGUGGGAUGACCCAGACUGUCAGCCAUGAUGAUAGUGAGAUGUCUUCACUUGCCACCAUUACUGUACCACAGUUCACACCAGCUACAGUGUGUCAGUGACUGCCAUCAACUCUUGUGGUCUCUCCAGUCAGCCUGCCACCACCACUGUCUUCAUUGAGGCCAGAGUUCCACCUCAGCCUACAGUACAGUCUCUCUUGUCAUGUACUGCGAUGUUCCUUCUGAGUGGUGGUAGACCUGUUGU